This is a messenger RNA of Zymoseptoria tritici IPO323, 1200 nucleotides long. RefSeq lists its product as uncharacterized. Bases 1 to 1200 code for a protein of 399 amino acids. Lineage: Eukaryota; Fungi; Ascomycota; Dothideomycetes; Mycosphaerellales; Mycosphaerellaceae. The record is from RefSeq and is a predicted model, not a curated record. The transcript is spliced from 3 exons. Gene Ontology annotation, molecular function: calcium ion binding.
AUGGCGUACAACAGAGGCUACAACCCAGAUGCCCUUCCUGCACACGCCGAACCCGAGCAGGCAGCACAAAUGCUUCACACUUCAGGCGGGCAGCCGCCACGACGCGAUCAUCCGAAUGCGAAUUACAACAAGCCCGUUCCGCCUCCACCACAAUCUGGAAACCUCCGUCCAUCCCACGACGAUCGAUAUGGAGGAGGAGGAGGAAGACAGAGCUCAGGCGGAUAUCAAUCACCAGCACCACCCGGCGCAUACGGCUCUUCGAAUCCCGCACCUCCCCCACCACAGCAGCAACAGCAAGGAUACAAUGACUACGGCCGUGGAAGUUCACCUCGCUACGAUCAAUACGGUCAAUCGCAGCGCCCACCACCCCAACAAUCCUACAACCAACAAAACUCCUACACCUCCGCCCCACCACCACCCCGCUCCUCCUCCAACGUCUACCAAAACCCCAACCCUUCCACCAGCGGCAUAACCUCCCCACCUCCACCCGCCUCCUACGGCCAAGGUCCUCCACCUACCCACCACCGCCCUCCAAUCCCUACCGAACAACGCCCUCCCACAGUCGCACCCCAAGCGCCACGCUCCUCCACCGACCGCGACAAUCUCUGGCCUCUCUUCCUCCAAGUCGACACCUCUCGCUGCGGUCAGCUCUCCGAACCCGAACUCCAGCGCGCUCUCGUCAACGGCGACUACACCGCUUUCGACCCACAUACCGUGCGUAUGAUGAUCCGGAUGUUCGAUACGGACCGCAGUGGGACGAUCAACUUUGACGAGUUUUGCGGGUUGUGGGGGUUUCUGGCCGCAUGGAGGGGGCUGUUUGAUCGGUUCGAUGUGGAUCGGAGUGGGAAUAUCAGUUUGCGGGAGUUUGAGGAUAGUCUUGUGGCGUUUGGGUACAGACUUUCACCUGCUUUCGUUGGACUACUAUUCUCGACCUACGCCAAGAGUCAUUCAAGAGGGAGAGGGGAUGAGCAUGAACGGGAGAAGGUGCUGAGUUUCGACCUCUUCGUCCAAGCGUGUAUCAGUCUGAAGAGGAUGACGGAUGUGUUUAAGAAGUUUGAUACCGAUCGGGAUGGGUAUAUUACGUUGAGCUUAAAUCUUGAAGCAGAGGGGAUGAGCUUUCAGCCAGGUACAACACGAAUCCAUCCGUUGGACACGCUCGCGGAAGCCUUGGCUCCAGUCCCAUCGAGGAGGUGUGAGUGA